AUGACAGUUGCUGUUCCAGUGGCUCAUACCGCCGUCUCCACAUUGACAGCAGUUCCAGAUAAAUUCCUUACCCCCGUCGCUGGGUGUGCCGUCUUGAUCGUAAUCAUCGUGAACAGCGAAUUGGUUUGUCCGAGCAUUCGCCGAGGAGAAGCGAGAGGCGAGGCAAUUGGUGUGCGAUGCGCAGCUGCGUGGGCCAUGCAUGACAGAGAUGUUGGAGAGAGGUGGAGUAGCCAUAGGCAAGUGGUGGCCGACCUGGGCUUGGGCGUAGUGCUGGACUCUGGAGCCCUCGAUGGGGAGGGAUGCCAUCUUGGAAUAGCUCGGCAUUAUGGUGAUGAAGGGAUGUGGAAAUGUGGUAUGGGCGGUUUGCUAGGUGCCUCAAAAGACGUUUGGGGUCUGAAGAUUAUGGGUUGA
Messenger RNA from Boeremia exigua, 411 nucleotides. RefSeq lists its product as uncharacterized. Lineage: Eukaryota; Fungi; Ascomycota; Dothideomycetes; Pleosporales; Didymellaceae. The transcript has a single exon. The coding region runs from base 1 to 411 and encodes 136 amino acids. The record is from RefSeq and is a predicted model, not a curated record.